Pseudomassariella vexata is the source of this 667-nucleotide messenger RNA. RefSeq lists its product as uncharacterized. Bases 47 to 667 code for a protein of 206 amino acids. NCBI's taxonomy places the organism in Eukaryota, Fungi, Ascomycota, Sordariomycetes, Amphisphaeriales, Pseudomassariaceae. The record is from RefSeq and is a predicted model, not a curated record. The transcript has 4 exons.
AUCGGUUGCUGUCCAUAUCGCACAGACCCUGCCACCUCAGAUCCCCAUGCAGCCAGAUAGCCACUUCACUAGCGAAAUCAUCACCCCACACAUCCUCAUCCCUUCACGGACGGUAUCCCAGGUUGAGCCGAGAACUUGCGUUCAAGUUGAACUAUCGGGCCACGAUUCGGUCCGGCAGGCUACUCCCAAGAUUCUACACGCAGCACUCAAGAUUGAUAUUCUUAUCAACAGAGAUGGCGUUAUAGCUAUUAAGGAAUACACCGUCGACAAGCAGGAUAUCGAAAUGCAACUAUCCGCUAACCACACAGCCAACAUCUUGUUCACGUACGGGCAUCGCCAGCGGCUCCGCAAACACGGCAUCACGAUCGCGGCCGUGCACCCGGAGUACAACAACGAUAGCCACCUUGGUGCACAUCUGAUGUUUGAGGAUUACGGUGAUAUUAUUCCGGCGAUGAAAUGGACUACGGGGAUGGAUAUUGUGUUUGAGGAGCCGAGAGGGGGAACAUUCGCACAGAUUGCGGCGUUGGAUUCGGAGAUUGUAGAGGCAGAGGGGUGGGCCCGGGAGGAGGAGAGUGUGGGAAGGCUUUGGCAGUUGGGUGGGGAGCUUGUUGGACAGGAGUUUGGAUGUGGAUUGUUGAGUGACUGGGGGCUUCACAUUGAAGACUGA